AUGGCGCCCAUCGCAACGUCCGAUGCCACGGCAAACGCUCCGUCAACAGAAUUUGCCGCGCUCGCACCUCUUGAGGCUAUAUCUUGCGGGCCAACACUUCCCGGCAUCCCCUCGUUCUAUAUACUUGAAGAGAAAAGGCAAUGGAUGUACGGAGUGCACUUUGGUAUGCUCAAGGCAUCCGAUAUGAUCCUGGUCAAUUACCACAAUGGCAAAAUCGUUGGAGGCAACAGAAGCAGACCUGUCAACGCUGCCGGCGUUUUGAUACACGCUGCAAUUCACAAAGCCCGACCAGACGUACAUGCGAUCUGCCAUGCACAUUCAAUCCAUGGUGUUUCCUAUUCGACUUUUGCCAAGCCUCUGGAGAUGCUAAACCAAGAUGUAUGCAACAUUUUCGGUGUGCAAGGGGUAUACUCCCAAUAUGGCGGUAUCGUCUUUGGUGAAGGGGAGGGGCUCAAACUGGCCCACGCCCUCGGACCGAAAGGAAAAGGGUUGAUACUGAUGAAUCAUGGCCUUCUGACUGUAGGAAAAACUUGUGAUGAGGCUGGGUAUCUGUUCAGACUUAUGGAGAAGAGCUGUAAGAUUCAAUUAGAAGUUGAUGCGGCUGCGGUCAACGGCCUGAAAAAGCACAUUAUUUCGGAUGAGGAGGCAGCUUAUAACUUCAAGAUGGCUAGCGAAUCGGAGAUCUUAUAUUGCGAGUUCCAGCCUGAAUUGGAAUACGAAGAGUUCCUCAGUGGGCCCGGUUUCAGGACUUGA
Messenger RNA from Letharia lupina, 753 nucleotides. RefSeq lists its product as uncharacterized. The coding region runs from base 1 to 753 and encodes 250 amino acids. Lineage: Eukaryota; Fungi; Ascomycota; Lecanoromycetes; Lecanorales; Parmeliaceae. The transcript has 3 exons. Gene Ontology annotation, molecular function: actin filament binding. The record is from RefSeq and is a predicted model, not a curated record. Gene Ontology annotation, cellular component: cytoskeleton.